GCGAGCGAGCGCCAGACGCUGUUCAACGACAUCGCGCCGGUGUACGACCAGCUCAACGACCUCCUAUCUCUGGGCCUCCAUCGCGUCUGGAAGCGCGCGGCGGUGAAGUGGACGGGCGUGCGACCCGGGGAUCGCGCCAUCGACGUCUGCUGCGGCAGCGGCGACGUCGCGCUUCGCCUCGCCGACGCCGUCGGCCCCUCCGGCGAGGUCGUCGGUCUGGACUUCGCCGCCGCGCAGCUGCGCGUCGCCGCGGAGAAAGAGGCUGCGCAUCCGACCGGGUACGCGCUGUCGCCGAUCGUGUGGCAGCAGGGCGACGCGCUCGCGUUGCCGCACCCGGACGGCGCGUUCGACGGCGCGACGAUCGGGUACGGCUUGCGCAACGUCUCGGACGUCCCACUCGCGCUGAGCGAGCUGUGCCGCGUGUUGAAACCCGGCGGGAAGGCUGCGGUGUUGGACUUCAACAACGCGGUGGACCCGAACUUGAACUUCGCGCAGGGGUUCGUGCUCGACAACGUCGUCGUCCCGGUGGCGGAGUUGAACGGCGUCGCCGCGGAGUAUCGGUACCUGCGGCCGUCCAUCGAGCGGUACCCGAAGGGGCCGGAGCUGGUCCAGCUCGCCGUCGACGCCGGGUUCUCGAGCGCGACGUUCUACGAGCUCGAGCCCGCGCGGCUCAUGGGGUGUUUGGUCUGCGUCAAGUGA
Messenger RNA from Micromonas pusilla CCMP1545, 699 nucleotides. RefSeq lists its product as uncharacterized. The transcript has a single exon. Gene Ontology annotation, molecular function: 2-phytyl-1,4-naphthoquinone methyltransferase activity. The record is from RefSeq and is a predicted model, not a curated record. Lineage: Eukaryota; Viridiplantae; Chlorophyta; Mamiellophyceae; Mamiellales; Mamiellaceae. Gene Ontology annotation, biological process: phylloquinone biosynthetic process. The annotation marks the transcript as partial.